Molecule: messenger RNA, 399 nt
Organism: Alnus glutinosa
Lineage: Eukaryota; Viridiplantae; Streptophyta; Magnoliopsida; Fagales; Betulaceae
Product: cell number regulator 7-like
Exons: 4
Coding region: 1-399 (132 amino acids)
Source: RefSeq, a predicted model, not a curated record
AUGAAAUUUUUUGGUAUUUCUCUUAAGCCCAAAUGGUCCAAGGGCCUUUUUGGGUGUGCAGGGGACAAAUGUACAUGUUGCAUUACAUGCUGUCUCCCAUGCGUCACCUUUGGCCAAAUCGCUGAGGUUAUAGAUGAAGGAGAAAGCUCAUGCUGCCGGCAAGGUUGCGUGUAUGGGGUGUUGAUGGGGUUCCAAUUGCAAUGGCUUCUCUCCUGCAUCUAUAGAGAGAAAUUACGAUCCAAAUAUGGAUUACCAGAUGAACCUUGUUGUGAUUGCUGUGUACACUUCUGCUGUGAUUCAUGUGCUCUUUGCCAGGAGCAUGCUGAGCUCAAACACAGAGGCUUGGACCCGUCCAAAGGUUGGACUGGCCCUCCCAAAACUCUGUCCAUGUUUAGAUGA